Molecule: messenger RNA, 4266 nt
Organism: Diceros bicornis minor
Lineage: Eukaryota; Metazoa; Chordata; Mammalia; Perissodactyla; Rhinocerotidae
Product: zinc finger protein 709-like
Exons: 5
Coding region: 142-2361 (739 amino acids)
Biological process (GO): negative regulation of transcription by RNA polymerase II
Molecular function (GO): DNA-binding transcription repressor activity, RNA polymerase II-specific
Source: RefSeq, a predicted model, not a curated record
GCUGGCUCCAGCCACGCUGGGGGUCGCGUCUCCCCGCCAUUAAAGGCUCUGCGUGGCUCUGCCGCCUAUUCUGUCGGGUCGUGACCUGUACCGACUGGGGGAGUCAUAGGAAGGACGCCAGGAGACCCAGGAAACCUAGAAAUGUUGUCGCCUGCUGUCAACAGUCCUUGGUGGCUCUGCCGCAGCCUCUGUCCGGCUGUGAUCUGCACUGGCCGGGGGAGUCAUAGGAAGGACGCAGGGGCACACAGGAGACUAGAAAUGGACUCAGUGGCCAUGGAGGAUGUGGCUGUGAACUUCACCUCGGAGGAGUGGGCUUUACUGAAUCCUUCACAGAGGAAACUCUACAGAGAUGUGAUGUCAGAAAUCUUCAGGAACCUGGCCUCAAUAGAAAAAACAUGGGAAGAUCAUGAUAUUGAAGAUCAGUACAAAAACCAGGGGCGAAAACUAAGAAGUGAUGUGGUAGAGAGACUCCGUGAAAGUGAAGAGGGUAGUCAGUGUGGAGAAAAAAUCAGCGUUAUUCCAAAUCUCAAUCUGAACAGGAAAACUACAGGAGAAAAAACAUGUGAAUGCAGUGCAUGUGGAAAAGUCUUCACGCAUUAUUCAUCCCUUAAUAGACACAUUAGAUGCCAUAGUGAACACAAAUCAUAUGACUAUCAAAAACAUGGAGAGAAGCCAUAUAACUGUAAGGAAUGUGGGAAAGCCUUCUGUUUCCCCAGUUUUCUUCAAAGACACGAAAGGAUUCACACUGGAGAGAAACCGUUUGAAUGUACAAUAUGUGGUAAAGCCUUCAGGUUUUCUGGUUAUGUUCAAGUACAUGAAAGAACUCAUACUGGAGAGAAAUCCUAUGCAUGUAAAAAAUGCAGUAAAGCCUUUAGUUUUCCCCGUUCUCUUCAAAUACAUGAAAAAACUCACACUGAAGGGAAGCCUUUUGAAUGUAAAGUAUGUGGUAAAGGCUUCAGUUUUUCCAGUAAUGCUCAAGUACAUGAAAGAACUCAUACUGGAGAGAAACCCUAUGAAUGUAAAAAAUGCAAUAAAGCAUUCACUUCUUCCAGUUCUCUUCGAAUACAUGAAAGAGUUCAUACUGGAGAGAAACCCUAUGAAUGUAAGGAAUGUGGGAAAACUUUUAUAAAUCCCUCAGGCCUUCGAUCACACAUGUUCUUUCACACUGGAGAUGGACCUUAUAAGUGUAAGGAAUGUGAGAAAGCAUUCAUUUCUCCCAGUGCAUUUCGAAUACAUGAAAGGAGUCACACUAGAGAGAAACCAUAUGAAUGUAAAGAAUGCAGUAAAGCCUUCAGUUAUAUCAGUUCUCUUCAGAUACAUGAAAGAACUCAUACUGGAGAGAAACCCUAUGAAUGUAAAAUAUGUGGCAAAGCCUUCAGGUUUUCCAGUAAUGUUAAAAAACAUGAAAGAACUCAUACUGGAGAGAAAUCCUAUGAAUAUAAAACAUGCGGUAAAGCAUUCAGUUCUUCCAGUUCUCUUCAGGCACAUGAAAGAAGUCAUACAGGAUGGAAACCCUAUGAAUGUAAAAAAUGCAGUAAAGCAUUCACUUCUUCUUAUUAUCUUCAAAUACACGAAAGAACUCAUACUGGAGAGAAACCGUAUAAAUGUAAAAUAUGUGGUAAAGCUUUCAGGUUUUCCAGUAAUGUUCAAGUGCAUGAAAGAACUCAUACUGGAGAGAAACCCUAUGAAUGUGAAAAAUGCAGUAAAGCCUUCAGUUUUCCCAGUUCUCUUCAAAUCCAUGAAAGAACUCACAUUGAAGGGAAGCCUUUUGAAUGUAAAGUAUGUGGUAAAGGCUUCAGUUUUUCCAGUAAUGUUCAAGUACAUGAAAGAACUCAUACUGGAGAGAAACCCUAUGAAUGUAAAAAAUGCAAUAAAGCAUUCACUUCUUCUAGUUCUCUUCAAAUACAUGAAAGAAUUCAUACUGGAGAGAAACCCUAUGAAUGUAAGGAAUGUGGGAAAACUUUUAUAAAUCCCUCUGGCCUUCGAUCGCACAUGUUCUUUCACACUGGAGAUGGACCUUAUAAGUGUAAAGAAUGUGAGAAGGCAUUCCUUUCUCCUAGUGCAUUUCGAAUACAUGAAAGGAGUCACACUGGAGAGAAACCCUAUAAAUGUAAAGAAUGCAAUAAAGCAUUCAGUUGUACAAGUUCUCUUAAAACACAUGAAAGAACUCAUACUGGAGAGAAACCCUAUGAAUGUAAAAUAUGUGGUAAAGCCUUCAGGUUUUCCAGUAAUGUUAAAAACCAUGAAAGAACUCAUACUGGAGAGAAAUCCUAUGUAUAUAAAAAAUGCAGUAAUGCAUUCAAGUCUUCCAGGUCUCUUCAAACACAUGAAAGAGGUCAUGCAGGAUGGAAACCCAAAUAAUGUCAAAAAUGCAGUAAAGCAUUCACUUCUCCCGAUUAUUGUCAAAUACAUGAAAGAACUCAUACUGGAGAGGAAUCCCAUGAAUGUCAAAAAAUGAAGUAAAGCAUUCACUACUCUCAGAUCAGUUUGAACACGAGAGAAUUCACACUGGAGCAAAACCAUGUGAAUGUCAAGAAAAUGGGAAAGCCCGUAUUUCUCAUGAAAACUUUUGAGGAUAUGGGAAAAGGCACACUAGAGGAAAAAUAUAAAUGUGGGAAAGCCUUUUGUCAUCUCAGUUCUUUUUGAAGGCAUGAAAGGACUCGCUUGAUAAACUCCUCUCAAAUGUAAACAGCAUGGGAAACACUUCAGUUGACCUAUAUCCUUCUAUGUGAAACUCCCACCACAAAGAAAUAUAAAUAUAUAUAAUAUGGGAAAGCUUGAUGGCAAUUAAUUGGUGUAUGAUGUUCUAGAAAAUUUUCAACAUGAAAGGCUUGUUAUAAAAUUUGUAAAUAUAUUGUGUUUACCACGGCUCUUUCUUAAAAUGCAGCAUUGGAUUGUGAAUUUCUGUUAAUUACCUUUGGAAAUGAAUAUUGAGGUAAGAUAAUUCUGUAAGUCAUCCUUCAUCAACAUUACAUAAAGGUUACUAGGUAGUGGCUCAGUUAAUAUUUUCUCAUUAACUUUUUAUAAUGUUUAAUUGUUCUGUGUUGAGAUGUCAUUGAAAAAUGACUGUAUUUCUCAGGAUUUUCUUACUGGCCUUGUAUUGCAGUUCCUGGAUAUGACUAAUGCAUUGUAUAUACUGUUCCUUUCUUUUAGAAAGCUCCCUUUUUGGGCUGGUGGGUAUAAGAGUCUGUUUCUAUUUGCUAUACUGUUAAAAAUUUGGAAUAAAUUUUUGUAUGUGGCAAGUUUAUCAAACAGUAUACUUUCCUAUAAAUUCUUAUAUUUAUAUUUGGGCCUUUGCUCUUUGUCCUUCCUUCUGACUGGUAUUUGGUGAAUAGACUUUGAAUUAAGUAGAUGCCUGUGAUAGGAUAACAAAAUCUAGAGGUGGACACAUCACCCUGUGUUGUGUUAUGUCAAUAAGGGUAAUAUUAAGAACUAGAUCUUUAAGAAUCCAUCCCCUUUAUGGUUCCAUGUUGGAAUUCACCAAUAGCCUCACUUGCAUGAGAUUUGGAAGGGAGAAGCAAACAAGGCAUUAGGCAGAUUUUGGAGCCACCAUCUAGGGAGAGAGACAGUUACAUAGGAGCUUCAAGGAAACCAUCUUCCAUCCCAUUUUCUGGAUUCUUUGCCCUUCUAGUCAAGAGUAUCUUGAAAACCACCACCAGCUGUUUGGAUUCCAUUUUUUUGUAGGUGUAUUCUCCACUGAUGUUUUCAGAAGUUUCACAUCAAAGAUCCAUUACAGUCAGGAUUUUUUCUGUAAGUCCUCUUGUGUCCACCAGGAAACUAAUUCAGUUUUGUGGUUGGGAGUAUUCUCUGAUUCUUCCUUAGGUGAUACAUGUAGAAGGUCUAAUUUGUAUAGAAAACACCUUGUGCUCUUAAUAGUGCUAGUGAGCAUGUUUUCCCGAUUUACCAUGUCAUGUACAAUGGGGCAUAAAAAGAAGGACCUGGGAGUUUCUCUGCUGCAUUGUGCAACAGCUGCCUUGACUCAAUUCUUCCACGUGAGAACAAUCAUCUUGCUCGUGUCAGGAAGACUGUGUGUUUCCUGUUACCUGUAGCUGAAAAUAUUCCCUCAGUAUGUUUUCAAUAAUGUUUGAUUGUAUGUCACUGAAAUUAUGUGCAUUUCCUUGUAAAAUGAAAAAUUCUGUAGUUGUUUCAUUGAUAUUUUUAUCAACUGUUCUAAUCCAUAGUAUGCUGAUGUGAUUUUCAUUUCCUCAGGAUAUAUUAAAAUCCAUUUUAAUUGUGGGUUUUCAGAUAUACUUUGCAGUUUUCUUU